Messenger RNA from Lodderomyces pseudojiufengensis, 1197 nucleotides. RefSeq lists its product as uncharacterized. The transcript has a single exon. The coding region runs from base 1 to 1197 and encodes 398 amino acids. Gene Ontology annotation, molecular function: protein binding. NCBI's taxonomy places the organism in Eukaryota, Fungi, Ascomycota, Pichiomycetes, Serinales, Debaryomycetaceae. The record is from RefSeq and is a predicted model, not a curated record.
AUGCUACAAAAAUUGCCUACUGAAAUCAUAGAAAAAUUGGGAAAUUUACUAUAUCAAGAUGAUAUUAUCUCACUUAUGUUAACAAAUUCAUAUUUUUAUAGUAUUUUACAUUCAAGAUUAUAUACAAUUAUAAAUAUUGAUUCAACUCCAAAAUUAUUUCAACAUGAUUCAAGAUCAUUAAAUAAAUUUCAAUAUAACUAUAAUAAUUACAAGUUCGGAAAUAAAUUUAUAAGAGCUGUCAAUAUAAGUUCAGUUUAUUGUUUAAAAGCAUUUUUUAAACAAGUUAAUGAAAAUGGAUCAAAAGUUAAGUUUCUAAGAUUUGAGAAAGUACCAGAUUUACCAGAUUUGGAGUUAUUUGAAUAUCUUGAAACAAGUUUACCAUUAAUGACUCAACUAGAACAAUUUCAUUGGAAUCAUGCAUCAAUACCUUUGAGUUUUUUGAAACAUAAUACACAACUAAAAAAACUAAAUGGUAAUAUUACAACUGAUAUAAAUUUAAAUUUACCAUUGCAAGAUGUAACUCUUACUACUUUUGCAGAAACAAAUGCAUCAAAAUUAACACUACGAAAUAUGGAUGUUCAAAAUUUCGUAUUUGAUGAAGUUAUUGAUUUAACUUUAGAUACUUGUACAUAUAAAAGAAAUUUUAUGUUAGAUCAACAAUUCCCCAAAUUAAAACAUUUAAAAAUUAAAAUGGAUGAUGAUCCAUGUAUAGCUAAAUUAAUAUCAAAAUUAAAUUUAGAAACAUUAAUAUUAAAAUCUCAAAUCAAAGUUUCCUUAAAAGAUAUAAAUAAAUCAAUAAUUUCAUUACUGAUGGAUACAAAAUUAGAAUUUAAUGAAUUUAAACAUUUAAUAAAUUUUAAAAAUUUAAAAUACUUAGAAAUAACAAUAUUAGAAAAAGAUAUAUUACAAUUAUUACCAUAUAUUCCCAAAAAUUUAAAAUUUAUAAAAUUUAAUAUUUUAGAAUCAAUUGAAAGAAAUAAUUGUUUAAUUGCAAAUGAAUAUUGGGAAUUUUCUUCAAAUAUUGAUCAAAAUCAAUUAAAAUUUCAAGAUUUUGUUUUAGAAUAUAAUCGUUAUUAUAAAAAUAAUUAUAAAUGGUUUAUGUUUAAUGAAAAAUAUGUUUUUGAAUGUGAUGAAAAUGUAAAUUAUAGAGAUGGAUUUGAUGUUUAUUUUGAUAAAAUUGUAAAUACUUUAAUAUAA